AUGGAUCAACUCCAGAUAGAGCUGGCGAAGCUGCGGAGGGACGCGAAUCUCCAGCAGAGCAUAGACGAUGUCGAUAGGAUCAUUGAGCAGCUGGAGAAGGCGCGGGAUACCAUCAUGACAGAGCCCGACUCGGCGGCCAUCACUCUCGCAAAACUCCAGAACCCAGUGCAGCAAGGCUUCUUGAAGGUCAACGAGGACCUCAAAAAACUGAACAAGGGCCAGAACAGCUUCGGGAAAGCUCUGGAUAAGUAUUUCCCGGUCAAGGCUCUGCCCACCGAAUACGACGCGCUGGCCUCCCACCGUUCCCUCAUCAACCGCGCCGUCGCCAUGCACCUCCUGCGUGAAGGCCAGUUCGACGUGGCCUCGACCUUCCUGACCGAAGCCGUGGAAAACCCGCCGCAAUCGCACGCCACGUCCGCCACACCCAACCCAGCCCGCAACGACUCGUCCGACCUGUCCUCCCUCAAGUCCAAAGAGCUGCAGGAGAAUUUCGCCAACAUGUACCAGAUCCUGCACGAGCUCAAGAACCGCAACCUCCACCCGGCCAUCUACUGGGCGCAGCAGCACAGCCGGGGCCUCGAGAAUAGGGGCAGCAACCUCGAGUUUGAGCUGUGCAAGCUGCAAUACGUGUGGCUGUUCCUGGGGCCAGAGGUCAACGGAUUACCGGACGAUGGAAAUAAUGGGCCCUACGCCGCGUUUGAGUAUGCGAAGAAGACCUUUGCCCGGCACCAGCUGCGCUUUACGAGGGACUGUCAGCAGCUCAUCGCAGCCAUGGCCUUCAGAAGUAACCUCAAAGGCUCGCCUUACAUGCACCUCUUCGAUACCUCCUCGAUCUGGUCCGAAAUCUCGCAAUCCUUCACCCGGGAAUUCUGCUCCUUACUUGGCCUCUCCCCAGCCUCCCCGCUCUACAUAGCCUGCACCGCUGGGGCCAUUGCCUUACCUACGCUCUUGAAACUAGCCAGCAUCGUGAGAGAAAAGAGGACAGAAUGGACCACGCAAGACGAACUCCCCGUCGAGAUCGCGCUACCGAAGAGCAUGAUCUUCCACGCCAUCUUCGUGUGUCCCGUGUCGAAAGAACAAACGACGGAGGCGAACCCGCCGAUGAUGAUGCCGUGCGGCCACGUCGUCGCUAAGGAGAGCUUACAGCGUCUGAGCAAGGGGAGCAGAUUCAAGUGUCCGUACUGCCCGAACGAGAGUCUGAUGCGGGAGGCGAGACAGGUGGUGUUGUAG
Molecule: messenger RNA, 1230 nt
Organism: Drepanopeziza brunnea f. sp. 'multigermtubi' MB_m1
Lineage: Eukaryota; Fungi; Ascomycota; Leotiomycetes; Helotiales; Drepanopezizaceae
Biological process (GO): proteasome-mediated ubiquitin-dependent protein catabolic process
Cellular component (GO): GID complex; cytoplasm; nucleus
Molecular function (GO): protein binding; ubiquitin protein ligase activity
Source: RefSeq, a predicted model, not a curated record